AUCUGCCGAUUGGCAAUCGACAGGUUGAGAUUGAGGAAAGGGAAACGCAUGUACUAAAUAUCGGAAUUGGAAUCGGAAUCGGAAUCGGAAGUGAAGGAAAAUGAGCCAAGCGGCGGCGCACAACGUAUUCGUAUACGGAAGCCUAUUAGCAGAUGAUGUUGUCCGUGUCCUCUUGAACCGAGUCCCCCCUUCCUCCGUUGCUGUUCUGAAUAACUUCCACAGAUUUAGCAUUAAAGGGCGUGUUUAUCCGGCGAUUGUCCCUGUCCAAAACAGCCAUGUUACCGGAAGGGUAUUGUUGGGAUUAACGGAUCCUGAAUUGCUUAUUUUGGAUGAAUUUGAGGAUGUUGAGUACCAAAGAACUAGCGUUGAGGUCUCUUUGCAGGAAAACUCUGAUAAAUUACAAGCUCACGCCUAUGUCUGGAGCAACACGAGUGAUCCCAACUUGUACGGAGAAUGGGAUUUUGAGGAAUGGAAACAAUUGCACAAGGAAAGCUUUACCAAGAUGACCAUGGGAUUUAUGGAAGAACUAGAGCUGCCUGAUGCAAAGCCAAGAGUGGCUGAAAAUUGUGGAAACGAUAUUACAUAAUUUCUUAACAAAAUAGGGCAGUCGAUUGUCGAUGAUUGAUGUUGGUUAGCAGUUUGUUUUGCUAUUUGCCUAGACUGAAUAAAAUCGCAGCAUGUAUGGCAUUGCUAACGAUUUAUACGGUAAUUGUAUCACCAUCAUGAUGUUCAUUUUGAUUGCAAACAGGGAUGGAUCGAGGGGGACUGAC
This is a messenger RNA of Hibiscus syriacus, 770 nucleotides long. Its product is annotated as AIG2-like protein D. The transcript has 5 exons. The record is from RefSeq and is a predicted model, not a curated record. Lineage: Eukaryota; Viridiplantae; Streptophyta; Magnoliopsida; Malvales; Malvaceae. Bases 101 to 586 code for a protein of 161 amino acids.